CAACCCAUCCCCUUCCAUCCAUGAACUCCCCAAGAAAGCUGUUAGACUUAAAGCUGUUAGAAAGCUGCCUUCCAUUGAGUAUGAGACAGACUCACCUCCUCCUCAAAAAACUAAAACAAUAGUCCAACACAGUACAGAAGACAGUGAGACCUUUUCUUCCCCCUCCUCUAGCUCUCUAUCUCCCCCUAUUUAUCCAACCCCAUCUCUUUCCUAUCUCUUGAUCUCCUGCACCAUCUCCCAUACCUUCUCAAACCCUUUUAUCACACAUAUAUAACCUUUGUAUCCUAUGCUAAGAAUCUAAACACCAAAUUAUAGCUUUAUAACUUAGCAACCACCAAAUGUUAGGCUCCCCAUCCCCGGCAGCCCCUGCCACGCCAGGCGACAAUAACAUCUCCUCAUCCCCUUGCUUGGAGAAUGCCACCAACAGUAAGAGGAAGAGAAGACCAGCUGGAACUCCAGACCCUGAUGCAGAGGUGAUAUCACUGUCGCCCAGGACGCUGCUGGAGUCGGACCGCUACGUGUGCGAGAUCUGCAACCAGGGGUUCCAGAGAGACCAGAACCUCCAGAUGCACCGGCGGCGGCACAAGGUGCCGUGGAAGCUGCUGAAACGAGAGGCGGCGGAGGUGCGGAAGCGAGUGUUCGUGUGUCCGGAGCCGAGCUGCCUGCACCACGACCCGUGCCACGCCCUGGGAGACCUCGUCGGCAUCAAGAAGCACUUCCGGCGCAAGCACAGCAACCACAAGCAGUGGGUUUGCGCCCGCUGCUCCAAGGCCUACGCCGUCCAGUCCGACUACAAGGCCCAUCUCAAGACCUGCGGCACCCGCGGCCACUCCUGCGACUGCGGCCGUGUCUUCUCCCGGGUGGAGAGCUUCAUAGAGCACCAAGAUGCCUGCAAUGCCGGCCGAGCUCGUGCCGACCAACAGCAAACCCCAGCUCCCGCAUGCCUUUCCCGGACUACGUCGAGCCCGAGCCCUUCCAGCGACACCAAUUUCAGCAGUGGGGCACCCACUUGGCCCCCCGUGCGAACGCCGGCUUCGACCACCACCACCACCACCUUCCAACCUCCUCCGCCACCCGACCACCGCCACCUCCACAACCUCGAGCUUCAACUCCUCCCCACAGCCAACGCCCACCCAACCACCACCACCACCGCCGCCACCAUCUCCUCCACCCUCUCCCCAGACUCCGACGAGGCCCAUGCCACCAAACUACGGCUAUCGAUAGGACCUGCAUCAAGAAGCGGCGACAAGGCUCAGGAGCAGCUCCGGCUUGCAAUGACCGAGAAGGCAUUGGCCGAUGAGGCAAGGCUGCAAGCCAAGAGGCAGGUGGAGUUGGCCGAGGAGGAAUUCGCCAACGCUAAGAGGAUUCGACAGCAGGCAUUGGCCGAGCUUGAGAAUGCUUUUGUCGUGAGAGACCAUGCCAUGAAGCGAAUCAACUCGAUGCUUCUCCACAUUACCUGCCAUGCUUGCCGGCAGCAUUUCCGGGCUAAAUCCAUUGUGCCCACCGACGAGAACUCACUCGCAGCAAUGAGCUUUGUGUCAUCGGUUGUAACUGAGGGCGACGGGGAUGACAACAAUAACCAGCGCCACGCCGUUAAGAUCUUAGACAUAUAGCUCUUAAUCCUCAAUCUAGAUUUCUUUUUAUCCUUUUCUUGUUGUUUUACCAUACUGAGAGUGACGUAAUUACCUUUUAUGAUGUUUCAAAUGUUCACAAGUUAAACAUGAGAAGGGGAGGGGGGAGCGUUCUAGUAACAAGCAAUCUUGUGCCUGUUUUGUUCCAAUUUUUUUUGUUAAUUGUUUGGAAGAAUAUUCGAAGAAAGGGAAGAGGUGAUGAUAGUGAUAAUGAUGGGUUUGAUCU
Messenger RNA from Elaeis guineensis (African oil palm), 1857 nucleotides. Its product is annotated as protein indeterminate-domain 14. Gene Ontology annotation, molecular function: DNA-binding transcription factor activity. The record is from RefSeq and is a predicted model, not a curated record. Gene Ontology annotation, cellular component: nucleus. Lineage: Eukaryota; Viridiplantae; Streptophyta; Magnoliopsida; Arecales; Arecaceae.